Suillus subaureus is the source of this 476-nucleotide messenger RNA. Its product is annotated as cytochrome c oxidase, subunit VIb. The coding region runs from base 37 to 303 and encodes 88 amino acids. The transcript has 6 exons. Gene Ontology annotation, cellular component: mitochondrion; respiratory chain complex IV. NCBI's taxonomy places the organism in Eukaryota, Fungi, Basidiomycota, Agaricomycetes, Boletales, Suillaceae. The record is from RefSeq and is a predicted model, not a curated record.
GGUUUCUAAGACCGCAUCGACAUCCAUCACACAAAAAUGUCUGACUCUGAGACUGUUGAUCUGUCGAGCAAAUAUGUCCUCCAAACUGCUGGCUUUGACGCUCGCUUUCCGAACACCAACCAGACGCGUCACUGCUUCCAGAAUUACACGGACUACUUCAAGUGCGUCGCCGCCAAGGGUGAAGACUUCGCACCGUGCAAACAAUUUAAGCGUGCCUACAACUCGUUAUGUCCUAAUGAAUGGAUAGCGAAGUGGGACGAACAGAGGGAGAACGGGACAUUCCCUGCGUCACUCGAGCCUUGAUAUAGAUAGCUGAUGCCCUUGCACCUUUUUAUUCAAUGAUAAACUCUGCUUGCUUGAGUGGUUUUCUGCGAACCUUUAUACGCUGCUUUUACGUCUCCAGGUUUUCGGAAUAGUUUCCGCUGCGACCGAUUUGCGAUUGACAAACUCCAGUUGUAAGGCCUUCUUGGCAAAGU